CAAGACCCUCGAACAAGAUUUUUUAACAAAGAAUGGAUUAAUCCAAAUAAGGAUUUAACAUUAUUUACUAACAUUACAAGAGUGAAUGCAGCAGUUGUAGUAUUGGCCAGGAACUCAGAGUUAUACCAGUUAUUAGAAGCGAUGAGAGAAUUUGAGGAUAGAUGGAAUAAAAAAUAUAAUUAUCCAUAUGUAUUUCUAAAUGAUGUAGACUUUACCGAAGAAUUUAAAAUUAGAACAUCAGCAUUGACAAAAUCAAAAACACAUUAUGGAAAAAUUCCAGUGCACAUGUGGAGUUAUCCAUCAUGGAUAAAUCAAACAAAAGCUGCUGAAAAUCGUAGAGAAAUGGAAUCAGCUGGUGUAAUAUAUGGUGGAUCAGAAUCAUAUCGACACAUGUGUAGAUUCAAUUCAGGGUUUUUCUUUCAACAUGAACUUUUAUUGCCUUUCGAUUAUUAUUGGAGAUUAGAACCUUCUGUUAGAUUUAUGUGUGAUAUUGAUUAUGAUCCAUUUUUAUUUAUGCAAAAGAAUAAAUUGAUUUACGGAUUUACUAUUAGUUUGAUAGAAUAUCAAACUACCAUUCCCACUCUUUGGGAUUCCGUAAAACAAUUUAUAAAAGAGUACCCACAACAUAUUGCCGAGGAUAAUCUAAUGAAGUUUAUUAGUAAUGAUAAUGGAGAAACUUACAAUCUGUAA
Messenger RNA from Dentiscutata heterogama, 690 nucleotides. The record is from the annotation of a GenBank genome assembly. NCBI's taxonomy places the organism in Eukaryota, Fungi, Glomeromycota, Glomeromycetes, Diversisporales, Gigasporaceae.